This is a messenger RNA of Linum tenue, 215 nucleotides long. Lineage: Eukaryota; Viridiplantae; Streptophyta; Magnoliopsida; Malpighiales; Linaceae. The record is from the annotation of a GenBank genome assembly.
GUGGAUAUAUACAACCAACGGUAUUAUCUCGAGCAAGGACCGUUGGAUCCAACCGACUUGUACGACCAACCCAACCAUCGGUCAAGGGAUGUUUGGAACGAUCACCCGGUCUUGUUUCCAAGCUGGGCACUCUGGACAUAUAUGCUCCAGCUUGAGGGAGGGUGUUAGUAUAUUGAGUAGUUAUAAAUACAAAUUGUAAUGUUUGUUUAAUUCAG